This is a messenger RNA of Symbiodinium pilosum, 183 nucleotides long. The record is from the annotation of a GenBank genome assembly. NCBI's taxonomy places the organism in Eukaryota, Dinophyceae, Suessiales, Symbiodiniaceae.
AUGCUCGCCACAGUCCGUGAGAAAGGAAUGCUCCCCUACUACGAGAAAUACCUCUGCCCGGGAGUUGUGGGCCCGCCAGAUGAGGCCUUGAAGGCUCAGCUCCAGAAGCAGAAUGAAGAGGAGCAAGCAAAGCUCGAGGAAAAGAUAAAGGACGCCAAGGAGAACUUGGGCGAUAUUGAGUAA